ACUGGAUAGCAGACGUGAACUCCAGGCUAUUAUCGUCUGAUGACAUCAUGAAACAAAAAAAUAUGACCUUUAAAAACACAUGCAUCGCCUGGUCCACAAAAAAAAGGUUCACAAAAUCACUCGCAGGAAUACAUCGUCUGCGACAUUUUCAAAAGGGAAAUAUCUUCUGCUGGUUUGAUUCCAGACACAGUGUCCCGCGAUAAAUUUCGUUCAAGGUUUGUUGUUGACUAAUUUUUAAGUGAUCUGUUUAUAAGGGAAGCCGUCGGUCAAAAAAUAGUGAUAAGAAGAAGUGAAAGGUUUUGUUUAAAAAAAAACAAAAGAGGGAAUUUGUCAGUUAAAAGUGUUAGUAUAGUUUAAAAGUGUCCGUUAAAAGAAAUAGUAUAGUUUGAAACUUUCCGUUAAUAGUGACUAUAUAGUUUGAUAUUGUCCAUUAACAUGUGACAAAAAGUUCUUUUUAUGCCAAGGAAAGUAUUUUACUAUAAAAAUAGUCUGCCCAUGGAGAGCGUUAAAGACCUCACCUCCCCCCCCCCCAUCCCUUAAGUAAAUUUUUAACGAAAGUUUAAAAAAAACAAAAAAAAAAUACCACAAAAAAAAAAAAAAAAAAAAAAUCCCAAACAAAAAACAAAAAAAAAAAAAGUUUUUUUUAUGCCAAAGAAAGUAUUUUUCUAUAAAAAUAGUCUGCCCAUGGAGAGCGUUAAAAACCCCCCCCCCCCCCCCCCCCAUUUCAUUAGUUAAAUUUUAACGAAAGGUUAAUAGAGACCAACAAAAGUUGUCUCAAUAAAAAAAAAUAAAAAAAAUUCGCCUACGAGAUACUAAAAAAACAAUUACACGCCAUAUGCCAAAAAGAAAUUCACGAGAAGGCAUAAUAAGAAACUAAGUUACAACUUUGAAAAUGAAUAUAUACCAAAGAAUGUCGACCAUUCAAACUAUGUGGGACAGUGGGAGGCAGAGAUAAAAUAGAAUAUUUUCGGAUAACCGAAGACUCCCAUGGAAAUGAUGCGCGAAAGAAGUCGUUGCAUAAAAGAAUUAUACGGUCUGACAUUAUAAACGUAUGAGAAUAUGAUAGGUCUUACAUUACACACGAAUGAGAAUAUGAUUACACAUGUAUGAGAAUAUGAUAGGUCUUACAUUACACAUGUAUGAGAAUAUGAUAGGUCUUACAUUACACACGAAUGAGAAUAUGAUUACACAUGUAUGAGAAUAUGAUAGGUCUUACAUUACACAUGUAUGAGAAUAUGAUAGGUCUUACAUUACACAUGUAUGAGAAUAUGAUAUGGUCUUACAUUACACAUGUAUGAGAAUAUGAUAGGUCUUACAUUACACAUGUAUGAGAAUAUGAUAGGUCUUACAUUACACAUGUAUGAGAAUAUGAUAUGGUCUUACAUUACACAUGUAUGAGAAUAUGAUAGGUCUUACAUUACACAUGUAUGAGAAUAUGAUAGGUCUUACAUUACACAUGUAUGAGAAUAUGAUAGGUCUUACAUUACACAUGUAUGAGAAUAUGAUAGGUUUUACAUUACACAUGUAUGAGAAUAUGAUAGGUCUUACAUUACACAUGUAUGAGAAUAUGAUAGGUCUUACAUUACACAUGUAUGAGAAUAUGAUAGGUCUUACAUUACACAUGUAUGAGAAUAUGAUAGGUCUUACAUUAUACUCGUAUGGUGUUGUAUGUACAGCUCUCACUUUCCGGUGCUUCAGAUUUGAAAUUCUUUUCUUCGCUGAAGAGUUCCUCAUCCUUUUCAGAAACGUAAUUGUGCUGAGCAUCACCCUGUUUUUCACACGUACAAAUGUAAAUGACCGCAUACACUUAAUGAUAGGUCGCACUAUUUUAAAACCAAAAAUUGUGACAUAAAUAAUGGGUGUGACUUUACUUUUAUUCAGUAAUAGGAAGUAGUCCAUGAUUGAUAGACAAAGCUGCAUAACAUCCCCCCCCCCCAUUGCUUACGCUCGAGCAGAGGGCAAUCAGUUAAAAAAAAAAGAAAUUAAAGUUGCUUUUCAUUUUUCAAAUUGUAAUGGAAACACUUUGUGAUUUUUGAUUAACAAACACAAAUUAGAUUUACUAUAUUUACUUUAUUUACGUUAAAAGCAGGACAUUUAACUCCUCAAACUAAGGAACCUUACAGCACACUCAACAGCAGACCUAUCAGCAGACCCAAAAGCAGACCUAACAGUACACAUAACAGCAAAACUAAUAGUACACCUAACAGCACACCUAACAGGACACCUAACAUCACACCUAACAUCACACCUAACAGCACACCUAACAGUAUACCUAACACUACACCUAACAGCACACCUAACAUCACACCUAAUAGCAAACCUAACAGCAGACCUAACAGUACACCUAACAGCACACCUAACAGCACACCUAACAGUACACCUAACAGCACACCUAACAGCACACCUAACAUCACACCUAAUAGCAAACCUAACAGCAGACCUAACAGUACACCUAACAGCACAAAAACAGUCCACCUAACAUCACACCUAACAGCACACCUAACAUCACACCUAAUAUCACACCUAAAAGCACACCUAACAUCACACCUAACAUCACACCUAACAUCACACCUAACAUCACACCUAACAGCACACCUAACAGCACACCUAACAGCACACCUAACAUCACACCUAACAUCACACCUAACUUAACACCUAACAUCACACCUAACAGCACACCUAACAUCACACCUAACAUCACACCUAACAGCACACCUAACAUCACACCUAACAGCACACCUAACAUCACACCUAACAGCACACCUAACAUCACACCUAACAGCACACCUAACAUCACACCUAACAUCACACCUAACAUCACACCUAACAGCACACAUAACAGCAGACCCAACGGCAGAUCCAACAGCACACCUAACAGAAGACCUAACCGAACACCUAACAGCAGGCCUAAUAGCAGACCCAACAGCAGACCUAACAGCAGACCCAACAGCAGACCCAACAGCAGACCCAACAGCAGACCCAACAGCAGACCCAACAGCAGACCCAACAGCAGACCCAACAGCAGACCCAACAGCAGACCCAACAGCAGACCCAACAGCACACCUAACAGCAGACCCAACAGCACACCUAACAGCAGACCCAACAGCACACCUAACAGCAGACCCAACAGCACAACUAACAGCAGACCCAACAGCACACCUAACAGCAUACCCAACAGCAGACCCAAGAGCAGACCAAACAGCACACCUAACAGCAGAUCUAACAGCACACCUAACAGCGGACCUAACAGCAGACCUAACAGCACACCUAGCAGCAGACCUAACAGCAGACCUAACAGCAGACCUAACAGCAGACCUAACAGCAGCCCUAAAAUCGAGUCAACCGCUAACACCAACAUAAGAAAAUACAGAUACCCAGGCCAAAUUAUUAUUAUAUUGAAGAAAAAUGCACAUUGUGGUAUAUGAUGUAAAUUUCACCGGACUAUUUCAGCGGCUCAACAUACCCACAUGCGUUUGAGAACCCCUCUCGUAAACCAUUUCGUUCUUUCCCUCCUCCAGGUUUUGUCGGUCGAAGUCGCACAGCAGCGCAGCACACCACCAAAACCGUCACUCCAGAGACGAACAAUGGGAGCAGGCGAGGGUGUCGGGGAAGGCUCCGGAAAGGGGCGCCUGUGUCCAGGUCUGAUCUGGUCGUUCUGCUGGCUCGUGGUGCUCAUCGUCAUCGGCUGGCCGCUGGCCUUCUUCAUCGCCUGGCUGUACAUCCUGCUGCUUCCCUUCAGCGCUUGCAUCGAUCCGGUCAAGAACGUGUGCGAGUCCAUCCUGAAGGUGGUGCAGCUUCCGUACACGUGUGCCGAGGGCAUCUCUGACAUGAAGCCCUUAUGUAAAUAGUCAACUCUCUCUCCCCCCCGGUGGAAGAAGGCUUGCGACUGGCUGAUGUCUCUAGAACAUCUCGACAUGAUCAGUCAGGGCAUUCUAGGUCAUAGUAUGAGAUUCAAGGGCCAAAAACAGAUUACCUACUUAAUUUUUAAAAAAAAAUCAAACAAUUGAUGUUCAAAUUUAAUGGAUGUCUUUGUAUCUAGUCAUCUUUGAUGCUUCAUGGAUUGUAGCUUCAUCUGUUAUGUCAUACUUUUUUUUGUAUAUAUUGCUUUUUUUAUUGCUCUGUAUCAAUAUGCCACUAAAGCUAAAAGUCGAUAGAAAUCUGGUAGGUUUAUAUCGUGACUAACGACAAAAUUCGAUAGAAAUGUGAUACUUUUAAUCCACGACUGAAGGCAAAAGUUGAUAGAAGUGUGAUAGAUCUAUUCCGAGACUUGAAAAUUGUCAACAACGAUCGAUUUAUAAGUAUAAUUUAAAAAAAAAACAUAGACUGAGAUGAGGAGACCCGGAACCUCUCGUGUUGCUUGAUACUGUUUUAGGUCAUUGGAAUGUUGCGGCAGCAGAUGUCUGUGGUUUAUUUGAUGCUGGUAACAUAAGAUGAACAUGGUCUCGUUUCUUUUGUUAAAAUCUGUAAUGUGUGACAUGUCAGUCACUGUAAUGUGUGACAUGUCAGUCACUGUAAUGUGUGACAUGUCAGUCACUGUAAUGUGUGACAUGUCAGUCACUGUAAUGUGUGACAUGUCAGUCACUGUAAUGUGUGACAUAUAAGUCAUGACAUUUCUUAACAAACACACACAUAAAACUGAAGUAAAACUACCCCCCUCCCCCAUUUUUUUCAUCUUCCCUUCUAAAAAUAGACCCCCCCAAAAAAACAAAACAACGAAACAACUAGAUCUAAACUAAAAUCAACACACUAACAGAAGCACACACACACACAAGCACACACACACACAAGCAUACACACACACUUGUCAUCUCCCUCUCUUUCAAAGAAGACCCAGUUGUCUGAUUUAUCUUGUUAACAAUACGAUGUAUAUCUAAAUACUUUUAAAAAAAAUAAAUAUUUUUUUGGUUUGGGGGGGGGGGGGAAUAAAAAAUGUAAGGCAUUAAUUUUUUUUUUUUUUUAAAUAGUUUUUUAAGCUGUUUGUUAUAAGGCUAUGUCUAUGCUAGACAAAAAAAAAAUAUGUGAGAUCUGUCUAUAUUAUACAUAUGUUUUCGUUGGUACAAUAAAUAAAUAUGUAUAUGUACAAGUAUGUUAGUUAUGUCUUUUAGAAAAUGGCUCACUUGUUGCUAAAAGGUUUUUCUUAUCUUAAUUUCAAAACUGGAGAAACAAAAUUAGCUUAAGAAGUCUUGAAAUACGGCUAUGUACGAAGUGUAGUUGAACACAACAUUUCAUGAUUUUGGUGAAGUAAACACAUUAACAAAAUGAAUUAUUAAUCUGAUUAGGAAAAUACGUCUUAAAAAAAUAAGAUGCAUAAAAGUCUGUUUACAAAACAAAUAAACUAAAAUAUUUAUAUAUCCUAGGGGACACCGUCCAGCACCUACAGAAUUAGAAUCACACUUUGGGUAGGUUGGCCCUGCGUAAAGCAAUUUCACCUCAAAAUUCAACACCCC
This is a messenger RNA of Lymnaea stagnalis (great pond snail), 5447 nucleotides long. NCBI's taxonomy places the organism in Eukaryota, Metazoa, Mollusca, Gastropoda, Lymnaeidae. The record is from the annotation of a GenBank genome assembly.